Molecule: messenger RNA, 4209 nt
Organism: Rhizoctonia solani
Lineage: Eukaryota; Fungi; Basidiomycota; Agaricomycetes; Cantharellales; Ceratobasidiaceae
Product: DNA recombinational repair protein BRCA2
Exons: 16
Coding region: 1-4209 (1402 amino acids)
Biological process (GO): regulation of DNA-templated transcription; double-strand break repair via homologous recombination; carbohydrate metabolic process
Source: RefSeq, a predicted model, not a curated record
AUGGUGAACCUGCUCGACAAUCUAAGAAAAUACACGGUGGUAGACGUGGAUUCAAAUGAUGAUACGAUUGCCGUCAAGUACAAACCGGUACAUGACAUGACAUCAAACCAAUCUAUAGUGCUUGGAGAGCUCGCAAAGCCUCACCAUCAGGCGCUCAUCCCUGAUGGUGUCAAGGCUGGGAUUAAACUGGCCAAAGAAGAUGGCAUUACCGACGAAAACCUGAUUGCUCAGCUUGCCGUAGACUUUAUGACUGUGCUGCUUGGUACACGAGUUUUCCCCCACCUCGAAUCGACUGGAUAUGUCCAUGCUCAAACACUACCAAGUCUUGCGUAUGAUACCAACGGUACCGUUGGACAUGCUCAGCAAUUGGUCAGAAUUUAUGGACUAAUGGGAAUUCCACGCGAACGGGUAUGCAUCAAGAUUCCUUCUACGGUCGAAGGUCUCCGAGCUUGUGCCAUUCUCGAGCACUUGGCACAACCUAUUAGAACACUGGCCACAACUUGUUUCUGCGUAGCACAAGCGGUUGCGGCCGCUGGAGCUGGUUACGGCAAGCAUGUGGUUUAUGCAGAACCGUUAUUGGAGAUGAGGGGGAUGAUGGCGCUUAGGGACAUUCAAGUCGAGUUCAGGAGGAGAGAUAUUACUGGUACUAAAGUCAUGGCUGCUAGUGACCACAAACGAAGCGAGCUCACGCCUGAAUGGGAAGCGGUUGCUACCAAGGCGGUUGCAGCUUACACCCGCCCCUCGGAACCAACAAAAACGGAGAAAAUCCAGUACCUUCUUGAGGACCCUGCUACAGAGAUAAGAAGUGCUCUGGAACAGCCUGAUAUCAAAGAGCUGCUUAAAGAUGCCCUGGCGAGGUUUGGAACCGCAGAGACCGGGCUGAUUCAGUUGGCUUUGGCCAAUAGAGAUGACUCUCCUCGUCCCGGAAAACGUCCCCGACUAAGCGACGAAACUCCAGAUGAAGAAUUGGCCAAUGUGGCUCAGAGCGACUCGCUCUCUGAUGGCUGGUUUGGCUCCGAAAUUGACUUUGACGACGCCACACUUCAAGCAGUUGACGAAUAUGAAGUUCUUCAGCCAGAAAUAGAUGUGCAGUACGUGGCUCGUGAUGAUCCCUUUCUUAACAAUGGUCACUUGCCUGAAGACGAAGAAGUGCCAUCUAGCCAGGGGGAAGCUGACGGAACAAAGUGUGUAAUCGAUGGGGUUUUCAGUGAAUGUCUAUCAUCGCAGAGCGAGGCGCGCGAUGCGUCUCCAUGUUUGGAAGCUUUUGGACAUUCCAGUUCCCCCCAUCGCUCCCCAGGGCCCGGUCCAUGCUCUCCCAAAAAGGCAGAAUAUUUACCACAUCGCGAGGGAUUGUUUGGUGAAGAUGUUCCGACCAAAGACAUCGAUAUUGAUUUUAGUGCAUAUGUAUCCACUCCGGGUGCGGUGGGAUUCACUUCCGCAGAGACCGCAUCAUCAGACCCCUCCUUGCCAACAUUCAUGCCUGCCAGUCAGGUCCCCAUCGACAGAGAAUUAAUCGCUACCAUGCCUAAACCGGCACCAAAGCUGAAUAUCAAACUUGCUGGGGGCGGAGGAGCUAUUAAACCAAUCACUGCCGAAGAGAUUAAGUUAUCCGCCAACAAACUCAUGGCGUAUCAACAAGACACCCAGUGGAAGCCUCAGAUCCGAUCCAGGGUCAUGUCAUUGCCUACUGCUCCUGCACAACCGCUCCCACAACUUCAGGCUACCAAAGUCCACCCAAGCUCUACGGACGAGAAUCUUGAAUUUGGCGCAUUUGCGAGGCCCUCUCUCGGAUUUGCUGAGACAAACAUAGGUUAUGAGGGUGAAAUGCCAGUAUUUAUGCCUGCAAGCCAAGUCUCCAUCGACCGUUCCGAUCUAGCGUCCACGAGUUUGUCUGUUAAACCAGCUAAAAAGCUUAAUAUCAAACUCGCUGGUGGAUUGGGAAGCCUGAAGCCUCUGACCGAGGACGAGAUCAAGGCAUCAGCAGAAAAGCUGAUGGCUUACCAACAAGACACCAAAUGGAAACCUCAAAUACGAACGCGUUUACCACGUUUAACAUCUGGAGCUGCAUCAUCACGAGCCGAAGCUUCCAAGUUGGGUUCUUUGGAUCCAGACGACUCUGGGCUGGGAUUGCUAGAGCCUGCCGAGGGCCCCGGAACUACUGUCGUACCAAUCGAUCCUACAGGCACUGACCUUGCAGGCAAAGGGAAGCAGCGGGCUAUUGUACUUCAUGGUAUGUCGCCCCCCCGGGCCGUGCUACGGCUAAUGGAAAAUUUGAGUGGUACUCGAGCAGUGGACAACGCGCAUGAACAAGCUGAUCCCGUGCCAGAAAGCCCAAUUAUUAGGCGGGCUCCACCCAGAGUAUCGGAGAGCCCAUUCACUUCACGUCCGCAACUGGGGACACCGGUCCGCUCUACCCCCUUGUUUAGUACUCCUGUAAGACCAAUCUCUACGCCCCGGUUUUCUGCACAAGCUCCCUCAGAGUCACCUGUACAAAUUCCGGCCUUUUCUCAAACUGUAUCAAUGUCUCAAACCGCACCAUCGACUCUUUACCGUUUGGGUCUAUCGCAACGAAAGCCGAAGAACAAAGUAGCUGGUUUUGCCACGCCAUUCAAGCCCGGCAUGGCGCCUGGCGAAAAGGGUAGGGACAUGCUUCGAGGGACGCCAGUUGGGUCGAAUAGAGUUUCGACUCCCUUGAGAGGCACAAUGCCGUCAAGUAAUAGUGGACCUGGGAUCACUGGGAUUAGGAAAGCAUUAGAGGCGGAAAAGGAGAAACAGAUCAUAGAACGCGCCGUAUUCGAUAUCCGCUUCAAAGGCGAACGAAAAACGCUUCGCCAAGCAGGAUUUGUGCCUUCAUUGGUACACCAGGACCUCAUGCCUACUAUACCAUACUUGUCCCUUGAAGCUUCUGCCUCGUUCUAUUUCUCUCAGGGUGGAUAUGUCGAUAUCUUCCAGGCGCUGCAAGAUCGAGGCUGCACUCUAGUAGAUAAAGAAUGGGUAAAGAACCACUGGGGCCAAGUCAUAUGGAAGCUUUCUGGUUUGGCACGUUCUGGUGCGUCGGAGGCGAAAGAGAAGUGGAGUUGGGAGGAAGCUCUGCGACAAAUGUUAUAUAGAUACGAACGAGAGAUUAACCGCGCGGAGCGUCCUGCCAUUCGGCGAAUACAAGAGCGUGAUGCUUCACCGGCCCAGCCAAUUGUCCUUUGCGUGAGCGAUGUACAAAUCGGAAAUGACGAGAAAGUGGAGAUCGAGCUUACCGAUGGGUGGUACCGGAUUCGUACUACCGCUGACAAGGCACUAGCCCGAGCUGUGAAAAAGGGAAAGCUAGUUGUUGGGCGAAAGAUUGCGGUUACAGGUGCUCGACUUGAAGGGGGGAGCGAAGGCAAAGAGGUUUUGAAGGCCUAUCACUCUUCCACUCUAAAAAUAACUGCCAACUCUACGUCAUUAGCGCGCUGGGAUACUCGUUUAGGCUUUCAUCGAGGCCCAUUUGUGUCUUCUUUGCGCAGUCUUUCGGCAGAUGGGGGGUCUGUGACAUUAUUGGAUAUCAUUGUCACCAAACUUUAUCCUGUUGGAUUUGUAGAGACAGACGAGAAAGGACGCUCAGGUCGUCCGUUUGAUCAAAACGCAGAGGAUGAUGCUCAGAGAGCUUGGGAGGAACAGCGAACAAACGAAGCGAGCAAGUGGCGCAUAGAGUUAGAGAAAAGGCUCGAACGGAUGCGAUCUGCGAUUGGGAGGCUCAGGCAUUUGGCAAAAGGUGCUUCGUUCAAUAGUGAAGAAGCACCUGGGGACGCCGAAGCCUUCUUGGAAGAGCUCGAGGAGAUGGAAUAUGAUCUCGAAAUGUUCAAGGGGCGUAGGUUUGAGCCGACGUCAGCAGCAUGGCUUGCAGACGCAAUCCAGACGCAAUCUGACGAAUGUUAUGGACGAAGGGAGGAAGAUAUGGAGCGUCAGCUCGCAAAUUUAUGCCCUCCAAGAAAAGUCCGUAACUUUCGUGUAGUGGUCAUCAAAGAUGCUCGUCCGCUGCGAAAACCAACAGAGCGAACUGCACAACUGACAGCCUGGGAUGUUCUUGCGUUUGGAACAGAUUCAAUACGAGUCGGACAACGAUAUUUGCUUUCUAACGUACAGCCAAGUCAGCCAGGCUCAUGGCGGAAAAAUGAUUUCGGAGGUGACAUAUACCUUAGUACUAGACGCGAUACAAAAUGGACUGCCAUCUGA